UUCACAACAGUCUUUUAAAUGUAAACACCUGUGGAAAGGAUUUUAAGUAUAAGUCACAUCUUCUGAGACACAUGAGAAUACACACAGGUGAGAAGCCGUAUCUUUGCAGAACCUGUGGGAAAAGAUUUAGUACAGAUUGCUCCCUGAAACUGCAUCAAAGAAUCCACACAGGUGAGAAGCCGUACCUUUGCAGAACCUGUGGGAAAAGAUUUAGUAGAGAUGGCUCACUCAAAAUGCAUCAAAGAAUUCACACAGGUGAGAGGCCAUAUGUUUGCACAACAUGUGGGAAAGCUUUCACACGUGGAUAUCCUUUGAAACUACACAGACGCAUCCACACAGGUGAGAGGCCGUACCUUUGCAGAACCUGUGGGAAAAGAUUCAUUGCAGAUGGCUCACUGAAAAAGCAUCAAAGAAUUCACACAGGUGAGAAGUCGCAUGUUUGCACAACAUGUGGGAAAGCUUUCACACAGGGAUAUCAUUUGAAAGUACACAGACGCAUCCACACAGGUGAGAAGCCGUAUCUUUGCAACACCUGUGGGAAAAGAUUUCGUAGCAAUGGCUCAUUGAAAAUACAUCAAAGAAUUCACACAG
Molecule: messenger RNA, 591 nt
Organism: Larimichthys crocea (large yellow croaker)
Lineage: Eukaryota; Metazoa; Chordata; Actinopteri; Sciaenidae
Product: zinc finger protein 664-like
Exons: 2
Biological process (GO): embryo development; regulation of transcription by RNA polymerase II
Cellular component (GO): nucleus
Molecular function (GO): RNA polymerase II transcription regulatory region sequence-specific DNA binding; DNA-binding transcription factor activity, RNA polymerase II-specific
Source: RefSeq, a predicted model, not a curated record